GGCAUGGUCGCUCAUGUGAUGUACACACAGGUCUUCCAGGUGACUGUCAGCCUCGGCCCACCUGAUUGGAGGCCCUACAACUGGGACUACGGCUGGUCCUUCUGCAUGGCCUGGGCAUCCUUCACCUGCUGCAUGGGCGCAUCAGUCACCACCCUCAACUCCUACACGAAGACUGUCAUCGAGUUUAGGCACAAACGCAAGCAUCCGCAAGGUGCACGCACAAGAGGCUUUUGGAUAUUUCCAGGAACGCUCUCUGCACUCCAUCUCCAAAUCAAUGGAGGUUUAUUCAAGCCAGACCUUGAAAAGUGGCAGGAAAACACUCAUACCGGCUGACUCUCUGGACCUGAGUGACCUUCCAACAUCUUUGGGGGAAGAGCAGUGCUGAACGGGACAGGACAGGAGGAGGUGGCAUUCCUCUUAGUGUGGCAACCUGAUGGAUGAACACGCUGUUGUAAUGAUGUGUUUGCCACUCAGUACUGGACUAGUCUCGCAUCGCCAGAUCUUCCUACACAGCACUGUGGAGGAGGGUCUGGCGAGUCCACACAGCAUUCUGGGAUGGGAGAAAACAUGUUCUGGUUUGUUGGCAUUUCUUUAAACAAAUCACAAUUGUGUGAGGCUGCGCUACUUGCCAAACAUAGCAACUACCUCUUGCAAAAUUGCCCAGGAAGCAACUUGUUUUGGUGGAACAUAUGUACCUUCAAAUGUUGUUUCAGUUGUGAAACAGAAAACUCAGAUUGGACAGAUAUUCUAGCUCGUUUACCCUGCAGAGCUCUGAGGAGCAGUUAACCAUGGUCCUCAUAAAUCGACCGGAGUUUAAAAUGUUAACAUAAAGAAAGCAGAAGGAAACGGACGUCUGACUGAAAGGAAAGACAUCCGGUAGAAUUUCCCGUGGCACCUAAACAAUCCCAGAAGUGUAAUGUUGUGGAUAAAGACUAGUAUGGGACAAACCGCUAACCACCAGCUCCAACUGGUUCAUUUUAACACUGCCUUAAUUGUGGGUUUGUUGUUCAUGUUGGGAGUAACAGAGGCCCUGUUCAGACCUGGCAUUAACAUGUGUCUUGGUCAUCACUGGACAGCUGUAGGACACAUAUGGUCACAUUCUUUUAGCAGGAUAUAUGCCAAUGUGUCCUGGGCCACAUUGAUGGACAGCAUUAGGGGACCACUAAGGCCUAUACAUGUCCACCAGUUAUUGUUUGAAAAAACCUAAAACUCAAUUAUUAUUCCGUGGCAUUGUAUUCAUGCUCCCUACAGAGGGCAGCAAAUUUACAUUUCAAUUUCUCAAUUUAUUGUGGUAAAUGUACUUGAGUUUGCAGACACUGUCUUACUUUGGCAAACAUAGUUUGGUUUCAAAAGCAAUUUCUUAAAAUGUAAUGUAAUACAAUGACACAUUUGUUUUGGACUCUUUUAUUUGUACCUAGGGUUAAUUUACAUUUCACAGAGAAUAUAUACUAUUCAGUAUUAACAACUGCUGUUUAUGUUACAGAAAUUACAUUAGAAAUGGCACAAAAUCAGGCCUAGUGUAUAUAUAUUAUUAUACUCAUUUAUCUCACAAGGCGUAUAACUACUGUCAUAGAAACAUACUAUUAAAGUAUAUUGGUAAAAAAAACCAAAGGUGCUCAAAGAG
Messenger RNA from Etheostoma spectabile (orangethroat darter), 1624 nucleotides. RefSeq names its product germ cell-specific gene 1-like protein. Gene Ontology annotation, cellular component: plasma membrane. Bases 4 to 333 code for a protein of 109 amino acids. Lineage: Eukaryota; Metazoa; Chordata; Actinopteri; Perciformes; Percidae. The transcript is spliced from 2 exons. The record is from RefSeq and is a predicted model, not a curated record.